Messenger RNA from Hippopotamus amphibius kiboko, 939 nucleotides. RefSeq names its product olfactory receptor 6C74-like. Gene Ontology annotation, biological process: G protein-coupled receptor signaling pathway. The coding region runs from base 1 to 939 and encodes 312 amino acids. The record is from RefSeq and is a predicted model, not a curated record. The transcript has a single exon. Gene Ontology annotation, cellular component: membrane. NCBI's taxonomy places the organism in Eukaryota, Metazoa, Chordata, Mammalia, Artiodactyla, Hippopotamidae. Gene Ontology annotation, molecular function: olfactory receptor activity; G protein-coupled receptor activity.
AUGGGAAACCACACAAGAGUGACAGUGUUUAUCCUGGCCGGUUUGACUGAUGACCCACAGUUGAAAGCUGUAUUAUUUAUCUUCCUACUUCUCACCUACUUGCUAAGCAUCACUGGAAAUAUGAUCAUCAUCACACUCACCCUGAUGGAUCCUCACCUCAAGACCGCCAUGUAUUUUUUUCUUCGGAAUUUCUCUUUCUUAGAAACUUCCUACACUACCACAUGCAUCCCUAAAUUGCUGGUUAUGAUGGCAACGGGGGACAAAACCAUUUCCUACAACAGUUGUAUUGCACAAUUGUUUUUUGUCUUCCUUCUUGGAGCAUCUGAAUUUUACUUGCUGGCAGCCAUGUCCUAUGACCGCUAUGUUGCCAUCUGUAAGCCCCUACAUUACACAGCCAUCAUGAACAGUAGAGUUUGCAUUCAGCUUCUCUUCUGUUGUUGGCUUGCUGGCUUCUUUACCAUCUUUGUACCUCUCCUCUUAGUCCUCCAGCUUGACUUCUGUGCUUCCAACAUUGUUGAUCAUUUUGGCUGUGACUCAACUCCCCUCCUGCAGAUCUCCUGCUCAGACACACAGCUCAUUGAGACAGUGGGAUUCAUCUCGGCUGUGGUGACUCUCAUGGUCACACUGGCAAUGGUGAUAAUAUCGUAUAUUUAUAUUGCAUUAACAAUUCUAAAAAUCCCUUCAAGUAAUCACAAGAAAAAAGCAUUUUCAACGUGUUCUUCUCACAUGAUUGUGAUAUCCCUUUCUUAUGGUAGCUGCAUCUUCAUGUAUGUUAAACCAUCAGUCAAACAAAGAGUAUCUUUUUACAAGGGAAUAGCACUACUCAGUACCUCAAUUGCACCACUUUUGAACCCUUUCAUCUACACCUUAAGGAACCAACAAGUGAAAAAAGCCUUUAUGAGUACAAUACACAGGGUCAUUUCUUUCUCAAAUAAAUAA